AAAAGCUGUGAAGGGGGCACCCGGAUUUGAACCGGGGACCUCUUGAUCUGCAGUCAAAUGCUCUACCACUGAGCUAUACCCCCACUUGCUCCUGCCAGUUGAAAUAACUACUAACAACCACAAGGAGUGCUGUAGAACAGUGUUGUGCAUUCCUGGGAUUGUGCAGCUUAUAUAAAUAAUACAAGACAUAGAUUUACUGUUGUCAUAGAACUGCAACUCACAUGAUGCGUUACCAGCCUUAGGGUUGGCAAAUCAUCAAGGGAGCUGCAGUUCUGCAACACCAGGAGAGCCACCUUAACCCUCCCCCUGUAGUUUUUUUUACUAUUUAGAAAGGCUUUCCAACUACUCCUCUUGUUGUGUAUCCUCCUUCUGCAGUUCAUGUGAAAUCUCUUAUCACACCCCUGCCUUAUCUUUAAUUUGUAAAGUAUUCAGUAAAUCCAAUGAAUCCAACCUUGUUUAACCAUGAUCUCCUGUAGGAUAACAGGGUCAGCUCCCAGAUGCUCAAAUCCCAAAAAUUCUAAAGAGAACCUACCUUCCUUGGUGUAUUUACUAUGAUUUCUUGGGGAUUAAUUGCUCUAUUGUCUAUGUGGCCUGUGUCACCUUCUGGUUUAGAUAAAGAGCAACAGUGGGAUUAAUUCUUAAUCAGAUGGCAUGAUAUAUUGGUGUGGGAAUGCAGUCUAGCAGCCAUUCUGAGUCAGCUCUUCUGAUGAUAAUGUUUCUUGCCUGCCUCUUGUGUCUGGCUGCCCACCUGGGCAGCAGCCUGGCUUCUUGUCCCAAAAGAUGUACUUGCAAUUUCCCCAGGUUACUUCAGUGUUUUAGGGUGUCAGAUGUACCUGGGGACAUCCCUGACAGCACCAGGAAGCUGUACAUCAGCCACAGCAAAAUCAAGCACUUUCAGAUUUCUGUCUUUGGUGGAAUGUCAAAUUUGCAAGAGCUGGCACUUUAUUCAAGUGGAAUUGAAUCUGUUGACAACAAUACACUUAAAGGUUUAAGUAAAUUAAAAGCUUUAGAAGUAUGGAAAAAUAAAUUGACACGUAUUCCAAGACCUCUGCCUACAGAUUUGGAAGUGUUAAAGUUGGGAGACAAUUCUAUCAGUUUUAUUUUUUAUGAUGAUUUUAAAGGUUUGAAGAAACUCAGAGUGCUUGAAAUGCAGAAUAACCUCAUACGCCAAUUAUCAUUCAAUGUAUUUUCUGAACUUUUGAAUGUGGAAAGUGUGACUUUGGAGGGCAAUGAGAUAGAGACUAUAUCAGGACAGGCUAGACUUCCGCAGCUGAGAUACCUCAACAUGGACAAUAACAGACUUCAGUUUUUCCCUGAAAACUUUUUUGCCUAUUUUUCAAGCUUGCAGUAUCUGAGAAUGGCAGGCAACCAGCUUUUAAAGAUCCCGGGUCACCUGCCCAAGACUCUCCAACACUUAAGAUUAGAGAGAAAUCACAUAAAAAAUGUAAAGAUCAGAGACAUUAAACAUCUGGACAAUCUUUCGGAGCUGAAUCUCUCUGGGAACCAGCUUUCUACUGCAGAUAGUGUACAAGUUCUCAGCAAUUUGUCCUCAUUUGAUAUCUCCAAGAACCAGAUUCAAUUUCUGCCUCAUAAACUUCCAACCAAGCUACAGAGACUUGAUUGCAGUAAUAAUCAAAUCUCUAGGCUAACAGUGCUCAACUUUAAAAACCUACAAAGUCUCAAGCAUCUAUUCCUGGAUAAUAAUAUUGUAAGCAGUGUUGAUGAUAAUUCAUUUCAUUGGUGUGUUCACUUAUCCAACCUGGCAAUGGAGCAAAAUUUAUUGACUUCACUCCCAGUAGGGCUCCCAGUCACAUUAACAAGGCUGGAUCUUAAAGGGAACAAAAUAGAGUCCAUUGGAGAAUCAGACGUGAAAGGUUUAAGAAAACUCCAAGUUCUGAACCUUCGAAACAACAAGAUUUCCUUGCUAGACCACCAAGUGUUAGAAUGUCUGCCACGUCUCCGGCACUUGUAUCUUGAAGGGAACCCCUGGAAUUGCACAUGCAAACUUCUCAUGGUCAAAAGAUUUUUAAUUGAUAAAGGAACCGAUAUAAAAGGAGGGCAAUGUGCCGAGCCUAGCAUAUCUCGUGGAGAAAGCUGGAUGUCCUCUGACACCAUUUUAAGACACUGUGAAAACACAUUUAGCAAAAGUAAAGAAAACAAGAAAAAGCUCAAAAUAGAUGAAUUCUCUAAUAUGAAAAUGCAAAUUGAAGAUGAGGAUGAUGAAGAUUAUGAUUAUGACAUAGAAUAAUGAUUUAACCGUACCUGUAAGAGUUACCAUUGGUUUUUGUAUUUGUUUUUAGGAGAAAUCCAUUAUUUAUUAGUUAAGCUUCAGGUAGUUCAUUUAUAUUUAAACUAUAUGAUUUAUUGAUUGACUUGGAAUCCUGGAGACAUAAUA
Molecule: messenger RNA, 2395 nt
Organism: Pelobates fuscus (common spadefoot toad)
Lineage: Eukaryota; Metazoa; Chordata; Amphibia; Anura; Pelobatidae
Product: nephrocan-like
Exons: 3
Coding region: 671-2248 (525 amino acids)
Molecular function (GO): protein binding
Source: RefSeq, a predicted model, not a curated record